Messenger RNA from Numida meleagris (helmeted guineafowl), 3024 nucleotides. It is a transcript of the gene NHLRC1, whose product is annotated as NHL repeat containing E3 ubiquitin protein ligase 1. The coding region runs from base 1 to 1329 and encodes 442 amino acids. The record is from RefSeq and is a predicted model, not a curated record. Gene Ontology annotation, molecular function: ubiquitin protein ligase activity; protein binding; translation repressor activity. Gene Ontology annotation, biological process: protein polyubiquitination; proteasome-mediated ubiquitin-dependent protein catabolic process; negative regulation of translation. NCBI's taxonomy places the organism in Eukaryota, Metazoa, Chordata, Aves, Galliformes, Numididae. The transcript is spliced from 2 exons.
AUGUGGUGUAUUGACAGUAAGACUAGCACAAGAGGAAAAGCCAUGCCGGAGCCGGGCCCCGCUCUGCGGCGGCGGGAGGCGGGGAAAGGCCGGGCCCUGGCUCCGGGCUCCGUGCCGCACAGCCGCAGCCGGCCCGCAGGGGGCAGCCGCCGGCCCGCCGAGGCCCGCCGGGUCGCGGGGAGGAUGGCGGAGGCGGCGGACGAGACCGAGCUGGGCCUGCUCGAGUGCCGGGUGUGCUUCGAGCGGUACGGCCCCGGCGGGCAGCGGCGGCCGCGUAACCUGCCGUGCGGCCACGUCCUGUGCCGCGGCUGCGUGGAGGCGCUGGGCGGCCCCGAGCGGCGACGCCUGGAGUGCCCCUUCUGCCGGCGGCCCUGCGUCCUCGGCGAGACCAGCGACUGCCUGCCGCUUCUGCAGCUGCUGGAGCUGCUGGGCCCCGGCGGCCGCAGCCCCUCGGCCCUCGGGAGGGCGGCCGGCGGCGCGGCCCCGCUGCGGCUGCAGCUGUCGCUGGGCGGCUGGGGUUCGCUGCUGAACCCCACGGGGGUGGCGGCGUGCCGGAGGUCGGGGCGCCUGGCGGUGGCCCACGACGGCAAAAAGAGGAUCCACAUCUUCGGGCCGAGUGGGUCCUGCCUGCAGCGGUUCGGGGAGCGGGGGGACGCGGGCAACGACAUCAAGUACGCGCUGGGCGUGGCGGUCACAUCAGAUGGGCACGUGGUGGUCACCGACGGCGGGGACCGCUCGGUGAAGGCCUUCGACUUUGAGGGAAGGGGGACUUUGGCCGUGCGAGAAGGCUUCUGCCUGCCGUGGGGCCUGGGUGCCACCACCGAGGGCGACGUGAUGCUGACAGAUGCUGAGGCCGGAGCUCUGUACCGCCUGACGGCUGACUUCGGCAGCGGGAAGCUAAAGAAGUGCCAGAUGGUCAGGUCCAAGUUAACCAGCCCCAGGGGUGUGGCCGUCUGCCCGGCCUCGGGUGCUGUUGUGGUGAUAGAGCACCUGAAGACUGAAGGACCAAGCGGCUGCAGCACCCGCAUGAAGAUAUUCAGUGCAGACAUGAAUCUCAUUGGCCAGAUGGAUAGCUUUGGGCUGAACCUCGUUUUCCCCUCCAAAAUAUAUACCACGGCUGUGGCCUUUGACAAAGAGGGUUGCAUCGUCGUGACCGAUGUCUGUAGUCAGGCCGUGAUAUGCCUGGGGAAACCUGAGGAGUUUCCCGUCUUCAACCCUCUAGUUAGCCAUGGGCUUUCUUAUCCCAUAGGACUAACUUACACGGCAAACAACUCCCUCGUUGUUUUAGACAGCGGCGAUCAUUCAGUAAAAAUUUAUAGCUCUGCCUGAGUGGGCUUAGAUGUGUACUGCUACUGGCUCAAGCUGCUUUUGGCUACAAAGUGUAUGCAGUACUGGUGUUCAGAGGUGUGUAGGGAGGCAGGAGUAGGGCUUUACAUGAGGUGGAAUCGCCCUUUAGACCAAUGUACUGUACUUCCCACAAAAUCUACGCCAAAUCCCAUGCGCAGCCACAGGAGACAACGUGGCUGCUGCAGGCCGAAGUCAGCAAUGAACCAACCAAGCAGUCUGGAAUUUUAGAAUUAUUCCAUACCUUGACAACCAAACAUUCAUACUACUUUUUGUGAAGUAAUAACAACAGCAUUUGGAAUGGAGUCAUCCAAGAUCUGCACCUGAGGGAGAAAGCGAUGCAUCUUUUGCUUCACGUUCUGUUUUCAGCGGAUUUCUGCAUGACAAAGGAGACUGACUCGAUGAACUGAUAGGAGAAGUGACAGCUUCAGCUCAAGGCCAAUUGAUCCAGCCAUGAUCAAUUGAAAUACAUGAGUUAUCAGCAUUUAGUGAGUUAUAUGAAGUGGAUAGAUGUGCAAAGCCUUUUUGUUUUCUUCUCCAUAUUGGGGAAAUGCACUUCUGGGUGCGCCCUUCUCUGCAUGCAUUUUUUUACCACCUUUUUAGUGCUUUACUGAAGCACUAACACUUCCCACAUAACACAUGGAUCCAUGUCUUCACUGAGAUAUGUGGUUACUGGCACAGGUGACUUUCCCUAAAAGCAUCUCCAAGUAUUUGUGUUUAGACCACGGGUACUUCUGCAUCUACAGAAUUGAACUGGCCAUGUUACUAAUGCAGGUAUUCUUGAGAGAUUUCCAAUACUGCCUGUCUUGAAAUUAAUAUGGUACUUCUGCACCACUCUGCAAAAUUCAGUUGAAAUUUUGAAUGUUGGAGAGGAGUAAUAUGGAAAAAGGGAUGUGAGCCUUCCUUUUCCUAGCCUACAAAAAGUAUUUUGCUGAUAGCAGAUAGCAGGUUUAGAACUCUAUGUUUUCUUGAAAACAGUUUUGCUGUGGAUGUGAGUUCUGUUGCCUUAUUACACCACGGAAAUCAAAGUAUAUCUGAAUUAUUUUUAGAACGAUAUAACACACCUACUAGAAGUCACUUCUGCAUUCUAGGAGCUCAUGUGCUUCUAAAAUAAUUACUUAGGCAGUUCAGCACUAAAAGGAAGUUACAUAUAGAUGUGUCUUGUGAGGUGGAGACAAAUAGAUUAAACUAGCGUAAAACUUUUAUGGAUAUAUAUUUAGUGACUGAAAGCGAGCGCAUUAACUAAAGCCAUUUCAAAUUCAUGGGUAAUCUUUCUAUUGGUUAACUUUUCAUUUGGCUUUUGCUCUGACUUCUUUACUGUUUGAUAACUACUUGAAUGGCUGUGUGAACAACAUGUACCGAAUAUUUCAAAGUGGAGCAAUUUUGGCCCUCAAAAUCAAGCAAUGUAUUAAAGCUCUCUCAUUCAGACUACGUAUUAAGAUAUGUUAAUAUUUAUAAAAACAGAGCAAACAAGUAUAUUAAAUACAGCUAUUUGUAAAGGUUAAUUGAACAGUGGACUGGAUGUCAAAUAUCCAUGGAGACGGAUCCAUCAGAAUAUGAAUAAGAACAGAUGAAAGUGGGAUCCUCCAUUGUGGAACCAAAUCAUUUCCAUUCUCCUGAGAACAGGAAGAGGCCAAGACAUUCACGUUCUUAAGAAAAUAAAAUUCUACAGGGAUCCUU